Molecule: messenger RNA, 2388 nt
Organism: Telopea speciosissima
Lineage: Eukaryota; Viridiplantae; Streptophyta; Magnoliopsida; Proteales; Proteaceae
Product: pentatricopeptide repeat-containing protein At3g47530
Exons: 1
Coding region: 18-1958 (646 amino acids)
Biological process (GO): RNA modification
Molecular function (GO): zinc ion binding; RNA binding; protein binding
Source: RefSeq, a predicted model, not a curated record
GCGGUAAAGAAGAGAGAAUGCUUUUUUCAAACAUCCUUCGGUCCCGACACCUUAUCACCAAUACUAAUAAUCUCCGUCACCGUUUCUGCAUCUCUUCUUAUUCCACACUCACAGCAUUAAAGGAAAACCAACACCAAGGACGCCUUCCAAAAGCACCAAUAAAGGAUAAUCGACGACAACCACAGCAACAGCAGAGAAAAGAACUAUUCGGUGGCUCUGAGAACGCAAUCCAACGCGUAAUUGCCAUUAUAAAAUCAUGUUCAACGAAGGACCGUUUGCUCCAAAUUCACGCCCACAUCAUCAGUACAUUCCUCAUUCAAGAACUCAGCAUCUCAACCGAAUUCCUGUCUUUAGCCGCCCUCUCCCCAUAUCGAGACCUUCGCUACUCCCGCAAAAUUUUCUCUCAAAUAUUGAAACCCACAACUUCCCACUAUAACAUAAUGAUAAGAACACACUCACAGAGUGAUUCACCUGCCCAGGGCCUUUUCUUUUACAACCAAAUGCGAGAGCGAGGUGUCUCUCCAAACCCCUUGUCGUCUUCCUUUGCUCUCAAGUCAUGUACUCGGAUUUCGUCUCUUAAUGGUGGUAGACAGAUCCAUGCGCGGAUUUUGCGAGAUGGGCACCAAUCCGAUCGUCUCCUGCUCACUACUUUGAUGGGGUUCUAUGCUACUUGUGAGAAUGGUCAUGAGGCCUGCCAAGUGUUCAACGAAAUGUCUCAUCCUGAUACCGUUGCUUGGAACGUUUUGAUAUCAUGCUACACUCGCAAUGGUCGCACCGGAGAUGCUUUCGGCCUCUUCAAUGUCAUGCAGAGUCCACCAUAUGGGUCUGAACCGGAUGAUGUCACUUGUCUUCUUCUCCUCCAGGCGUGUGCACAUUUGGGUGCUUUGGAAUUUGGUGAGAAGAUUCAUAGUUUCAUCAAUGAAAAUGGCUAUGGAAAUGCUGUCAAUCUUCAAAAUUCCCUUAUUGCAAUGUAUUCACGGUGCGGAUGUAUGGACAAGGCCUUCCUAGUGUUCCAAGGGAUGUCCGAGAGGAAUGUGGUUACCUGGAGUGCUAUGAUUUCUGGGAUGGCAAUGAAUGGUCAUGAAAGACAAGCCAUCGUAACUUUUGAAGAGAUGCAAAGAAAUGGAGUUCUCCCUGAUGAUCAGACUUUCACAGGAGUCCUUUCUGCUUGUAGUCAUGGUGGUUUGGUUGAUCAAGGUCUGGAUUUCUUUGAUCGUAUGAGAACAGAGUUUGGGUUAGUGCCAAACAUCCAUCAUUACGGGUGCAUGGUUGAUCUCUUGGGUCGUGCAGGUUUGCUUGAUCAGGCCUACAACCUUAUAAAUUCAAUGGUGUUCAAACCAGAUCCAACAAUUUGGAGGACUCUAUUAGGGGCUUGCAGAAUCCAUGGCCAUGUUGAACUUGGAAAGCGUGUUAUUGAGCAUUUGAUUGAGUUGAAAGGGCAAGAAGCUGGGGAUUAUGUAUUACUAUUAAAUAUUUAUGCUUCAUCUGGUUGCUGGGAGAUGGUAGCAGAGAUGAGGAGGUUGAUGAAGGAGAAGGGAAUCCAAACCACACCUGGCUGCAGUACAAUUGAAUUGAGUGGAAAAGUUAAUGAGUUUGUGGUAGAUGAUGAUUCACAUCCAAGGAAGGUGGAGAUUUAUGAGAUGCUGGAUGAGAUAGGAAAGCAACUUAAGAUUGCAGGUUAUGUUGCUGAUAUGUCAGCUGAACUUCACAAUCUUGGUAUGGAAGAGAAGGGGAAUGCUUUGUCUUAUCACAGUGAGAAGCUGGCCAUUGCUUUUGGAGUUCUGGCAACUCCACCUGGCACAACAAUCAGAGUGGCUAAGAACCUUCGAAUCUGUGUUGAUUGCCAUAAUUUUGCAAAGAUUCUUUCAGGAGUCUAUAACCGAGAGGUGAUUAUUAGAGACCGCAGCCGAUUCCACCAUUUCCGAGAAGGAUACUGCUCCUGUGGGGAUUAUUGGUAGCAGUCUUGCGUUGGAGAGCAAGGCUUAGAAAUUUCUGGUGAAAUGAGUGUAUGACAUGAUUUGGAAGACAAGAAUCUAAACUAUGGAUAUUCAAACUCUGUCAUAAAUGAUUUUCCAUUUCAUGAUUUUGAGAUGGCACCUGGGAUCUGACAUAAUUCUUGGUGGAUGACAAGGACAAUUAGUGAUUCUGCAUAUGCAUGAAUGGAAGGAUCUUAAGCACCACCUAAAAGGAUGAUUCUUUAAAGUUUGGUCUGAUGAAGGUGGAAAAAUUUGUGAAGUGUUCCAUGGAAGAAUCUUACAAGAAUGAGUUCAGAAACUGAUCUUCCAAAUUCAGCUUUCAUAGUGUUUACCUUGUCAUAACAUGUGGUGCUGAUUACGAGUUUGUAUGUAAAUGUUAAACCAAAUGCCAUGUCCUUCAAAGUAAAUGUCC